GCCAGAGCAAAAAGGAGGUCCAAGGUUUGAAGGAAGCUGGGGAAAAGAUGUCUGAUGAUAUUGACUGGUUACACAGCCGCAGGGGCGUGUGCAAGGUAGAUCUUUACAGCCCAAGAGGACAACAAGAUCAGGACCGGAAAGUGAUAUGCUUUGUGGAUGUGUCCACCCUGAAUAUGGAAGACAAAGACUGCAAGGAUGCUACCAGCUCCAGCCCAGAAAACGAGUUAAACCUCGACCACCUGGAAGAAAAAGAGAUUAUCGUCAUCAAGGACACUGAGAACCAAGAUCAGUCGAAGACGGAGGGAUCUGUGUGCCUUUUCAAACAAGCUCCCUCUGAUCCCAUAAGUGUCCUUAAUUGGCUUCUUAAUGACCUCCAAAAAUAUGCCUUGGGUUUCCAACAUGCACUGAGCCCUUCAGCCUCAAGUUGCAAACAUAAAGUAGGAGACACAGAGAAUGAACCUCAGAAAUUAUUCCCUGGGAACUGCUACAGUGUCUACGCUGAUCACCUAAACAUGGAUUAUACGGGAAAUGGACCUCAAAGAGUACAUCUAGAAAUGGCAGCAUCCAAAAACACCAACAAUAACCAAAGUCCUUCAAGUCCUCAAGCCAAAUCUUCAAGUACCCAGAGGUCAGUUGUCUCCCCUGAAGGAGAAUGUUCUAUGGAUGACCUUUCCUACUAUGUCAACCGACUGUCUUCUCUGGUAAUCCAGAUGGCCCGUAAGGAAAUCAAGGAGAAGUUGGAAGGUGGAAGCAAAUGCUUCCAUCAUUCAAACUAUCCACCUUCUGGGGACAAAGGGAAGAACAGUCCCCGUAGUGCUGUGAGCAAGAUUGCUUCUGAAUUGGCCCACGAUGCUGUGGAACUGACCUCAACAGAAAUGCGUGGCAAUGGGGAGGAGGAGUACAGGGAUGGUGGCAGGAAAACCUUUCUGUACAGUGAGUUGUCCAACAAGAACAAGAGUGCAGAAAAACAGAUGUGCCCAAGAGAUAGUAAAGAGUUCGCAGAUUCCAUUAGCAAGGGGCUCAUGGUUUAUGCCAAUCAGGUGGCAUCUGACAUGAUGGUCUCUGUUAUGAAAACCUUGAAAGUGCAUAGUUCCGGAAAGCCAAUUCCAGCCUGUGUGGUCCUAAAGAGGGUGCUGUUAAAGCACACCAAGGAAAUUGUGUCUGAUUUGAUUGAUUCCUGUAUGAAGAAUCUGCAUAAUAUAACUGGUGUCCUCAUGACUGACUCAGACUUUGUCUCAGCUGUCAAGAGGAAUCUGUUCAACCAUGGAAGACAAAAUGCUGCAGAUAUCAUGGAGGCCAUGCUGAAGCGCUUAGUUAGUGCCCUUCUUGGAGAGAAGAAGGAGACUAAGUCUCAGAGUUUGUCAUACGCAGCUUUGAAAGCUGGAUCCCACGAUCUCAAAUCUAAGAAUCAGAGUCUUGAAUUCUCAGCCAUGAAAGCUGAGAUGAAGGGGAAGGAUAAAGGCAAAAUGAAAGAUCAGUGCAAUUCAUUGACCAGUGCUGAGAAAGUUGGUGAACAUAUUCUCAAGGAGAGUCUGACUAUGUGGAAUCAAAAGCAGGGAAAUCAGGGCAAGAUGAGUAACAAGCUAUGCUCAAGCAAAGAAGAUAAAAGAGAAAGGAUCAGCCCUUCCACAGAUUCAUUGGCCAAGGACCUGAUUGUAUCUGCCCUUAUGCUGAUCCAGUACCAUCUGACCCAGCAAGCCAAAGGCAGAGACUCAUAUGAAGAAGAUGGUCCCAGUUCCACCAUGGGCUAUAUGAGUCAGAGUGCCCAGUAUGAAAAGUGUGGAAGUGGCCAAAGUACCAAAUCGCUUUCGAUGAAACAUCUGGAAUCUCGCGGAGGUCCUGGACCAUCUACCUCUCCAAAAGACAGUCAACAGAUGGACUCCCAGAAACUGGACAUGUCAAACAUCGUUCUAUCACUGAUUCAGAAGCUGCUUAGUGAAAGCUCUUUCAACAGUGACGAAUUUGAAGGUUACAACAAGAAUUCUGACACCAGGACAAGCAAACUAAGCGCCAUGUCCAAGAGAACUGAGAGAGGGGAAGAUCAAUGCCUGGACAAUCAAGAACUGGACUUUAUGAGUGGGAUGAAGCAAGUGAACCGCCAAUUCAUAGAUCAACUGGUAGAAUCUGUGAUGAAGCUCUGCCUCAUCAUGGCCAAGUACAGCAAUAAUGGGACAGCCCUGGCUGAGUUAGAAGAGCAAGCAGCCUUGGCGAACAAUUCCAAUUUCAGCUCUCGAUGUAGUCAUGUAGGUACCAUGUCCCAGAACUUCCAGGACUCCCCAGGGCCAGAAGUGAUCGUGAAUAAUCAGAGCUGUACCAGCAGCUUGCAGAAGCAGCUCCAAGCUGUCCUGCAGUGGAUCGCAGCCUCCCAAUUUAACGUGCCCAUGCUCUACUUCAUGGGAGAUGAUGACGGACAACUGGAGAAGCUUCCCGAGGUUUCAGCCAAGGCAGCAGAGAAGGGGUACAGUGUGGGAGAUCUGCUUCAGGAGGUCAUGAAGUUUGCCAAGGAACGUCAACUGGAUGAAGCUGUGGGUAACAUGGCUAGGAAGCAGCUGUUAGACUGGCUGCUCGCUAACCUGUGA
This is a messenger RNA of Lepus europaeus (European hare), 2579 nucleotides long. RefSeq names its product A-kinase anchoring protein 4 (gene AKAP4). The record is from RefSeq and is a predicted model, not a curated record. The coding region runs from base 48 to 2579 and encodes 843 amino acids. Gene Ontology annotation, molecular function: protein kinase A binding. NCBI's taxonomy places the organism in Eukaryota, Metazoa, Chordata, Mammalia, Lagomorpha, Leporidae. The transcript is spliced from 6 exons. Gene Ontology annotation, biological process: intracellular protein localization. Gene Ontology annotation, cellular component: sperm principal piece; sperm fibrous sheath; cytoplasm.